AUGACGGAAGAGCAAGAGCUCCUAGCGAAAAUUGGCCAGCUGGCUGGCCAAAUCAACCAACACAAGAACCAGCGACUACAGAGCCAGUCCCCUGCGUCCACAAGCUACAACGCCCGCCAUCCUCGUGCUGGAUGGGCUCCGUACCGUGCCAGGGGCUCUCAGCGGCGUCCAGUAUCGCAUAGGAAUCGUACAUUGAUUCUCAACAACAACUCGGCAGCAUCUUCGUCGGAUGCAUCCAAAACGCCUGCUCUGUCCGAUGCGACAGAAACCGUUACGCCACCGCCAGGUUCUAAUGGCUGGGUCGCUAAGCGUGAUCGUCAUAUGCAGCUAAUCAACUCGUCCAUCUACGACAAGGAAGCACAAGCGCGAACCAGGGCUAUUGCUGAGACCGAGAAAACAAAGCGCGAGAAAAGGGCCCAGGCUGAAGAGGCCAAAGUCAUGCGAUAUGCCCAGGGGGUUCGCAGUGCGCCUACCUCCCACAUUCCUGGGCGUGAUGCUGUUACGAAUCAGCCCUCUUCAUAUCAGAUCUACAUACACGAUGCACCUUUCCAGGUUGUGCGAGGUGGGAGCAAACUGAUCAGACAAUCGAACAAUCCCAAAAACGCAAAUGCUACGCCUAAGAAAGUUGUCGUCGGUGGCGUGACGUUUGUUCGCAGCAAGAAAGGCAACCUUCACCGUUUGGGCGCCGUGGUGGCUAAAAGAUCCCCUGUUUGUGUCCAUUUUCUGCGAGGUCGCUGCUCAAAUCCUGAAUGUCGCUAUACCCAUGUCCGCGUCACGCCUGGAGCACCUGUCUGCCGUGCAUUUGGAAUAUUGGGGUAUUGUGAAAAGGGCGAAAAUUGCCCAGACCGCCAUGUCUACGAAUGCCCUGACUAUGCCAACACUGGAAGCUGCAAGAAAAAGAAAUGCACCUUGCCACAUAUUGAUCGCGCAGGGCAAAUUCGCAAAGCUGCUGCUGCCACCACUACUAAGUCAGGGAUGGCUCUUGCUGAGGGCGACGCAGACGAAGAGGAUGUGUCUAGUGAAGAAGAAGAAGAGUAUGAUGAAAUCGACUCGGACGAUGUCGAUUCUGACGAGCUUGACUCGGACGAUGAUGAGCCCAUGGUCGAGUUUAUUGAAGGCGGUACUGACGAUAAAGAACUGUCGGGGCAGCAGGACUUUGUCCAUUUUUGA
This is a messenger RNA of Talaromyces atroroseus, 1170 nucleotides long. RefSeq lists its product as hypothetical. NCBI's taxonomy places the organism in Eukaryota, Fungi, Ascomycota, Eurotiomycetes, Eurotiales, Trichocomaceae. The coding region runs from base 1 to 1170 and encodes 389 amino acids. The record is from RefSeq and is a predicted model, not a curated record. Gene Ontology annotation, cellular component: nucleus. The transcript is spliced from 4 exons. Gene Ontology annotation, molecular function: metal ion binding.